AUGGCUCAGAGAAACAUUAUUUGUUCAGUGCAUUACAAUGGUGUUAUCAGUAACGAUCUAACCAACGGUUUUUCGUUUAGUAAUACCGAAACAAAACGUUUCAAAGUGCAUUGUAGAGCCGAUUUUAUGCAUUUGAAGGAACGGAUCGAAACAAAAUUGCAACUUCCUGUAAGUGAAAUUAUUUAUCGACUUCCGUUGUUUAAUGGAGACAGCGGUAUCAUUUUUUACGUCAUGAAACCAAUAGAGGACGAUGAUGGCGUUAAAGUGAUGUUCGAAUGUCACAAUUCGUUUGCACCUCUUGACGAUAUGGAGCUAUAUGUUCAUAUUGUUAGUCCUCCCAUUAACCAAUCGCAAGAGUCGCAUUCGCAUCAAUACGGUUUGAGCCAACCCACUGACGAAGAGCCAACCCAAAACAACGAACCAUUUAUACCCGACGAACAGGUGGACGAGUACAGUGAGGAUGAAAUACAAGAAGUGCAAUAUGAAGAUCUUUUUGGUGAUGACAAUGACCCUGAUAUUGUUGAGCCGUCGCAGCCUACACUUGCACGACCGAUUAGCAUGUACGCCCCACCGGAUCACAUGCGAAAUAUCUGUUUAGAAGAGGCACCGUCUGAAUCAAUUUUUGGUUCCCACAUAACAAACUAUAGUGAUGUUGAUUUAUAUGAGGGAAUGGAGUUUGAAGACAAGGAGGAGUGCGUUGCUGCUAUGCAACAUUGGCAUAUCACCAAUAAUCUUGAUUAUUGGGUAUACAAAUCUGAUACGAACAGAUAUGUCAUCAAAUGCAAAAAUCCAACUUGCAAAUUCAAAUGUAGAGCAUCAGUUCGCAAGAAGAAUUCUAAGUGGAUGAUAGGUAAGUUGAGUGGACCACAUGUCUGCACAACCACUUCAAUGUCGCAAGAUCAUAGACAACUUACAUCAGAUAUUGUCUCUCACUGCAUCAGAGAUUUGGUUAACACCGACCCCUCAAUUAAGGUAAAGCUCAUAAUUUCUCAUAUAACAGGAAAGUAUGGUUAUAAUAUAUCUUACAGGAAAGCGUGGAUUGCAAAGGUAAAGGCCAUAGAAUCCUUGUAUGGAAACUGGGAGACAUCUUACAAUGACCUUCCACGAUGGUUAUUGGUAAUGAAAACAUAUCUGCCUGGAAUGAUAAUAGACUUGGAAACUUUACCUGCAUUUUCAAACGAAGGAAGUCAGUUGGGUGAUAAGAUGAUAUUCCAUCGUCUAUUUUGGGCUUUUCAACCUUGCAUCCAUGGUUUUGCCUAUUGCAAGCCAAUUGUUCAAGUCGACGGAACAUGGUUGUAUGGAAGGUACAAAGGGACAUUGUUGAUGGCUGUGGCGCAGGAUGGGAAUGGUAACAUUUUUCCAAUUGCUUUCGCUAUUGUCGAGGGUGAAACCAAGGAUGCUUGGAGUUUUUUCCUUCGUAAUCUAAGAAUCCAUGUGACACCCCAACCCAAUCUAUGCCUAAUAUCAGACAGACAUCCAUCGAUUAAAAGUGCCUAUGAUGAUCCUGCAAAUGGAUGGCAAAAUCCUCCGUCAUCACAUGUCUAUUGCAUAAGGCAUAUCGCGCAAAAUUUUAUGCGUGCGAUUAGAGACAAAGAACUACGUAAAAAACUCGUCAACAUGGGAUAUGCAUUGACGGAGUCAACGUACAAUUACUAUAGAACCGAAAUUCGUCAGACAAAUAGAGAUGCUAUGGAGUGGAUUGAAAAUAUCCCCAGGGAGAAGUGGGCAAGGGCGUUUGAUAGAGGGCAACGAUGGGGACACAUGACGACUAACCUUGCAGAAGCAAUGAACUCUAUGCUAAAGGCUACCAGAAAUCUUCCAAUAGCGUCUUUGUUUUCGGCCACAUAUUUUCGGAUGGGAGCAUUAUUUGGUCAACGCGGACAUGAAUGGACAAAGAGGUUGACAUCAGGCCAAACUUUUACAGACAAGUGUAUCAAGGGGAUGACUGAAGAAGUCAACAAAGCAAGCAGUCAUAAUGUUUACCAGUUUGACCGGGAGAGGUUCUAUUUUAUGGUGGCCGAAAGAAUAAACCGCAACGAUGGUCGUCCAACUGGUACUUACGGUGUUGAUCUGCGAAAGCGAACAUGUGAUUGUGGAAAAUUUCAAGCGUUCCAUUUGCCUUGCUCACAUGUGAUUGCAGCAUGUGAAAGUAUACGCCAAGACUACACCAUUCACAUACCCGACAUGUUCAAGAUACAACAUGUUUUUAAAGUCUACCAACAAAGCUUCCAGAUCCUCCCACAUCAAGACAAUUGGCCUCAAUAUAGAGGGCCUACUCUUUGUCAUGACGAAACUAUGCGUAGGAAAAAAAGAGGCCGCCCUAACAGUACUCGGAUUCGAACCGAAAUGGACGACGUGGAAAAGGAAAAGAGAAUGUGUGGGAUAUGCCGUGAAGUAGGCCAUAUCCGAAGUAAAUGUCCAAAUGUAUCAGGCCCGUCCAAUAGGCCUCCUUAA
Molecule: messenger RNA, 2454 nt
Organism: Vicia villosa (hairy vetch)
Lineage: Eukaryota; Viridiplantae; Streptophyta; Magnoliopsida; Fabales; Fabaceae
Exons: 2
Coding region: 1-2454 (817 amino acids)
Molecular function (GO): zinc ion binding; nucleic acid binding
Source: RefSeq, a predicted model, not a curated record